Rattus norvegicus (Norway rat) is the source of this 2424-nucleotide messenger RNA. Lineage: Eukaryota; Metazoa; Chordata; Mammalia; Rodentia; Muridae. The record is from RefSeq and is a predicted model, not a curated record.
AAACGCGGGAAGGAGGGGCGGGGCCUCGGAUGGCAGGCUGGAGCAGUGGGGGAGGCGGCAACAUUGUUUCAAGUUGGACAAAUUGUCAAGAGCUGAGCUCUGCUUGCGUUCCAUCCCGAGCUAGGGCUGCCGUGCUCACCCGGGCCCCCAGGUCCUCCGCUCCGAGUGUCCGGCCCGCUUUCGUCAGGGUUCCCGGGCCCCGCUCCCGGGGGCCUGAGCCGCCUCACUAGCGCUCCAUGGAGAACUUCCAAAAGGUGGAGAAGAUUGGAGAGGGCACGUACGGAGUGGUGUACAAAGCCAAAAACAAGUUGACGGGAGAAGUUGUGGCGCUUAAGAAAAUCCGGCUCGACACUGAGACUGAAGGUGUGCCCAGUACUGCCAUCCGAGAGAUCUCCCUCCUUAAGGAGCUCAAUCACCCUAACAUCGUCAAGCUGCUGGAUGUCAUCCACACAGAAAAUAAGCUUUAUCUGGUGUUUGAAUUCCUGCACCAGGACCUCAAGAAGUUUAUGGAUGCUUCUGCUCUCACUGGCAUUCCUCUUCCCCUCAUCAAGAGCUAUCUGUUCCAGCUGCUCCAGGGCCUAGCAUUCUGCCAUUCUCACCGUGUCCUGCACCGAGACCUUAAGCCCCAGAACCUGCUUAUCAACGCAGAGGGGUCCAUCAAGCUGGCUGACUUUGGACUAGCAAGAGCCUUUGGAGUCCCUGUCCGUACUUACACUCAUGAGGUGGUGACCCUCUGGUACCGAGCACCGGAGAUUCUUCUGGGCUGCAAGUACUACUCCACAGCCGUGGACAUCUGGAGCCUGGGCUGCAUCUUUGCCGAAAUGCACCUAGUGUGUACCCAGCACCAUGCUAAGUGCUGUGGGGAGCACAGAAGAAAUGGAAGACACAGUCUCUGCCCGCUGUGCUCCUAUCUAGAAGUGGCUGCAUCACAAGGAGGGGGGAUGACCGCAGUGUCUACCCCAUACCCCGUGACCCGCAGGGCCCUAUUCCCUGGAGACUCUGAGAUUGACCAACUCUUCCGGAUCUUUCGGACUCUGGGGACCCCAGAUGAGGUGGUUUGGCCAGGAGUUACUUCUAUGCCUGAUUAUAAGCCAAGUUUCCCCAAGUGGGCUCGGCAGGAUUUUAGCAAGGUUGUGCCUCCCCUGGAUGAAGACGGACGGAGCUUGUUAUCUCAAAUGCUGCACUAUGACCCCAACAAGCGGAUUUCAGCCAAAGCAGCCCUGGCUCACCCUUUCUUCCAGGAUGUGACUAAACCAGUGCCCCACCUUCGACUCUGAUGUCCUUCCCAAAGCCCUCUUCACCUGUGGUCUGACCUGAUCCUGGGCCUUUUGGACACAGGUCAGCCUUCUGCUGUUUUCUGGCUGUCUUAGCCUUUUCUCUGGGCCAGCCGGUUCUGGGGAUUCAGAGGUGCAGAGAAGGAUUAGGUGAAAAGGGAGAAAGUUUUGGCAUUAGAUGCACUUAACCCGACUUCCAGCUUCUCUCCCUCUUCCCAGUCAUCACUGAGAAGGAUUAGUAUUGAAGCAAAACUGACAGUUCUCCCCAGUGUCAGAUUUUGCCAUCCCAACCUUAAGACUGUCUCAUAGUUACCGUGUUGAGGGAAAUGCCCCCAGACUCCUGCUGACAAUGUUUUCUAAACUAAUGAGCAGAAGCCUAAGUUGGGACAGUUCAGAACCAAGCAAGAGGGGUCCAUUUUAAUGAAUUAGAGUAAAAAAAUAGACCUAAGCCAUUUGUACCUUAGUCUUAGUGUUUGGCCUCAUCUAGCAACCAAGGAAGCCUGGUUGGAGAAACAGAAGAAAUGAUUCCCUCCAGAGCCCUGUCUCCCUUCCCCAGGCAAGAAGAGCCAGGAGGGCACAGGCUUACGCUUCACUCUGAUCUGUGUGCUUCACAGGGCAAGGUGAAAGACACUUGAAUUUCCCUUUUUAGCAAUCUUACUGUUUUCUGGUGCUGCCGGCUGAACCCAGGACCUUGCCCUCACUAAGCAAAUGUACCUACCACCAGUGAGCCAGAUUUCGUUCGAGCCCUCCUUUGGGAAGUUCAGUUCUUCAGUUGUCAGAGAGCCUUAUUACCAUCUUCCUCUGAGAGCCACCCUCACUCCUAGUAGUGGAAGCGAGCUAGGAGACAUUUCGAGAAUGCUGAUACUUUUUAAAGGCUGGGUUAGGUCAUUGGGGGAAAUUUUCUAUAAAAGAGUGAACAAUUAUAUUUAUAUUUUCAAGUUAGAAUAGUUUGGAUAUUUCAAUGGUUUUUUGUUUGUUGUUUCUUUUUUUCUUUUUUGUCAGUGUGGAUGGAUUUGUUACCAUGUGCACUUUGGGAUUUUUUUUUUAAUUGUUUAAAGAAAAUAUUUCUUUUAUGAUUUCCUUCUCCCACCCCGUGUUGUUAAUAUUAUUUGUAAUUUAGUUUGUAAUUCAUUAAAAGAAAAUAUUCUCA